AUGGCUAAUUAUUGUAGAUUGUGUUUAAAAGAGUCUGAUACAAUUUCCAUUUAUACUUACAAGAAUAGUUAUUCAGUUGCUUACUGGAUCACUGCUAUUAUUCCUGAAUUGAUUUUUGGGAAUAAUGAUCCUUUGUCAAAAGAAAUCUGUUUAGAAUGUUUGGACAUAAUAAUGAAAGCGAAUGAAUUGAAAAAUCAAAGUAUUGCAAAUGAUGCUCAAAUGAGAGAAAAAUAUGAGAAAGUUGCUUGGGAAUCUGAGUGGAUUGAAAUGUGUAACAUUAAAAAGGAAGAGGAUAUUUCAGAUUUUCCACCAUCCCUAAAAUCUGAAAAUAGUGUAUGUUUUGAAGCAACGGUUAGACUUGAAAAAUUAAAUGUCAAAAAUGUUCCAAAAAAACGAAUGGAAUUUCGUGCUCGCUGCAAAUCCGGCAAAGAAUCUUCUACAAACGGAAAACGGAUAAGAACUUACAAGAGAAAAGAAUUUAUUAUCGAUAGAAGAGCACCAAGAGCUCCAAUCAUUAAAGAUUUAAGUAAGAUAAAAGAUAAAUCUUUAAAGAAACGUGCUGUAAGAUAUGCAGAAUGUAAUAAAUGUGAAGAAAAGUUUGAUUCGUGGGAAGAGCUUGAUUUACACAGUUUUAUACAUUGUGAUUAUGUUGAAGAAUAUCAAGAACCAGGUGCUCGAAUUUGGAAAUGUUGUUUAUGCGUUUUUAAGACAAUAUCAGGACAGGAAGAUCUUCAUGAACAUCUUUACAUUCAUAAGAAAGAGUUUGAAAGUGACGACAUUGUGAUUUGUAAUCGAUGUUCAUAUAUUUUCAAAGAUUUUGAUGACAGUAUAAGUCACAUAGAUGGGCAUAACAUGCCAAUUACACAUCGUUGUCUGAAAUGCAUGAAAAUGUUUCCUUUUGGUAAAAAGUUACUUCGUCACUUACAACGUUAUUCAUUUUAUCGUUAUUGUGACUAUUGUGGAUAUUCUGCAAUGGACAAAACAGAACUUCAAGAUCAUAUACUAGCCGUUCAUUUUCAUAAAUAUUCAUAUUUAUGUCAAUUAUGUGGAUUUGAAGCAUCAACAAAUCAAUCACUUGGUUGUCACAUGAGAUCAAAGCACACAGAAAAGAAAUUUAAAUGCGCGAUUUGCCCAAGAGCUUUUGUCAACUCAACUUCAUAUCGUAUUCACCAAAGUUCUCACAACAAUAAAUACAAUUAUGAAUGUUUAACUUGUUAUAGAAAAUUUAAAACAUCAUCAUCUCUUGUUCGUCAUAAUCGUCUUCAUAAGCCUGAGAAAUUAGAAGAAAUUAAAAAGAAAUACGGUUGCGAAUAUUGUGGAAAACAGUUCCUUGGUAGUUACGCAUUGAAUCGUCACAUUUAUACACAUACAGGAGUAAAACCCUUUGUUUGUAGUUUUGAUGGAUGCGGAAAAGCAUUUCCAGAGAAAUACAAAUUGGAAAUGCAUAUUAAAGCACAUAAUGGUGAACUUUUGUACAGAUGUCGAUUUGAGGGAUGUCAAGAAGUUUUUAAGUCAAGAUCGCAAUACAAAGUCCAUAAAGAAACUCACCCAACUCAAGAUAUCAUCAUAGAAACUUUUGAAUUAAUCUAA
Clunio marinus is the source of this 1590-nucleotide messenger RNA. The record is from the annotation of a GenBank genome assembly. Lineage: Eukaryota; Metazoa; Arthropoda; Insecta; Diptera; Chironomidae.